This is a messenger RNA of Cylicocyclus nassatus, 684 nucleotides long. NCBI's taxonomy places the organism in Eukaryota, Metazoa, Nematoda, Chromadorea, Rhabditida, Strongylidae. The record is from the annotation of a GenBank genome assembly.
AUGAAAUUUUACUGCUAUAAAAACAGCACCAGGGUCCCCACAAUGAGCGGUAUCAUUUUCAUUGCAUUCGUCACCAUCUUCUUCUUCGCAACAACAUACCCAUAUCGUUUAUGGACUAACUAUGAAGACGGACAAGGAAACUACAUCAUACCAUACGAACUCGACAAAAAGUACGAUCAGAGGACUGACAAGAGAAGACGUAUCCUUGCAGCAAUGCAAGAAAUCGGAAACAACACGUGCAUACGCUUUCAAAAGCGUGAUGCGAAAGAGUUCAAACACGAGUACUUGAAGAUUUUUCUAGGCACAAAAGGGUGCUUGACCUGGUUUGCUGGUAGGCCCGAACGUCUUGAUAUCCCUACCAGCAAUGGAGUGAGGUUAAGCUAUGAUUCGUCAUACACUUGCUUUUAUCGAAAGACUAUUAUACAUGAAUUACUUCAUGUGAUUGGUUUGGAUCACACACAGCAAACUAUAAAUGAGAGGAACUACACGAAGGAACAUAAAAUCAAAGAGCGUCUCACGGAGCAUGAUUUCCAAGUCAAGGUCCAUUUCAAAUGGGUUUGCCAAACGUACAAGUGCAAGAAGUGUCCGGCUAUGAAGAACUGAGGAUGCUGAUAUAAGCUGCUUUAUAACAAUCAAUGUCAGAGGAACAUUACUCAAACACUGAAAUAAAUAGGUUCUGUUGCA